Neohortaea acidophila is the source of this 1291-nucleotide messenger RNA. Its product is annotated as glutathione S-transferase. The transcript is spliced from 2 exons. NCBI's taxonomy places the organism in Eukaryota, Fungi, Ascomycota, Dothideomycetes, Mycosphaerellales, Teratosphaeriaceae. The record is from RefSeq and is a predicted model, not a curated record. Bases 480 to 1199 code for a protein of 239 amino acids.
ACGCAAAAGUACCCUCAUAGAGGUACCUGCACGGUACCGGAGCAUGCCCCGCACCCCGCAUCUUGCGGAGUGUACAUGGCGGUACCUCGACCACCUCGAAGUGGGGUAAUGCGACAGCCCCUCUAUUCACGUGUUCGACUUGGCGCCCAUACGCCCCAAUCCAGCUUGGUGCUCGCCAGCAUCCUUCGAGCUAUCGCCUGGAACGUCCAAUGGUUGUUCAGAUUCGGGAUAUGGCUGACGCCUCCGGAUCGACGGGGCCUCCGAAUGCAGGCUGGUUGCGUGGGAUCUGCCCUCUCUGGAUUGCACUCGCCCGGCCGAGACCAAGCUCGCCUGCACCCCGCAAGGCAGAUGCGAGCUCUACCGACCAUGGCGGACGGCUCAUAUAUUAAGACGCCGCGGGGAAGCCAUCCGCCGGACAGAAAGCAACUGCUCAUCCACUUCUACCAUCCUCGCACGAACGACACGCACAUCCCUCCAACAUGGUCCUCACAGUCUACGGCUACCUCCCCGCCUGGGACCUCCCCGACAUCAGCCCCUACGUGACGAAACUCGUCUUCUGGCUGAAAAUCACCAAGACGCCGUUCGAGUACAAGAGCGAGGACCUGUCGAUUCUCGACAAGAACGCGCCGCACGGCAAGCUGCCGUACAUUAUCGACGAUGACGGGACCAAAGUCGCCGACUCGAACCGCAUCAUCAAGUACCUCGAGCAGAAGUCGGGCCACUCGCUUGAUGCGGACUUGUCGGCCUCGGACAAGGCGGUUUGUCUGGCCUUUGAGCGAAUGAUUGGCGAGCAUGCUUAUUUCAGCGGGAUUCUCGAACCCCGCUGGCGCCAAGACAGCGGCUGGAAGACGUACAUCCCCUUCAUAGUGCAAGGCGCCGAAGUCACGAAACCCCUGCAAGACUUCCUCGACGCCUUCCGCGAGCGCAUCCUCGCCGGCUUCAACGGCCAAGGCAUGGGGCGGCGCGACACGGCGACCGUGUUGGAGCUGUACAAAGACGACAUCGAUGCUAUUGCCGACUUCCUCGGCGACAAGGAGUACUUUUUCGACAGCAAGGUGCGCAACAUUGAUGCGAUGGCGUAUGGGAUGUUGCGCCAUUUCCACGAUCAGCCGCAGAAGUGGGAGGGGACGGGGUAUUUGGAGGGGAAGAAGAAUUUGAUGGGGUAUUUGGAGAGGAUGAGGAAGGAGUUUGGGAUGUGAUAGAGAGGAGUCGAGGGCUUGUAUGCGAGGUUUGCCGUAGGACGUAGGGUAGGUAGCAUGGCUGCAUACGCGAGAAUAUCCCCGAUCUCGAG